GGAUGCCGACAAAAAGAAAAGACUUAAGAGGAUGUGUAACUGGGUUUCUUGGAUCUUAUAGAUUAGUAAGGAUACCAUUUAUUUUUAUAAAAAUGAUCUUAACAAUUUUAAUUCUUUUUUUGUUUGUCAAGUAUCAUUAAUUUUCUCUACGUAUAUGCUUAAUGCUAAUAUCAAUUUUGAUUACUUUUAUGAUCGAGAAAAAGGGAGUAGUAAAAAAAGAAAGUAAAAGAAACAUUUGGACCGUUGGAUUAGAGGGAGUUGUGCCGGGGUUCGCUGCGCCAAUGAUGGUUGACUGGUAGGGAUAUCUAACGGUCACAACAUGGGGGCCCAUAUAAUGAAAUCUCUCAGUAAUGGUUUAUUUACAAUUUCUUUACAAAAAUUACCGUUGGAACUUUGAAAAGAAAAAGGGAAAAAUAUGAAAAAGAUGUAAAAUAUCAAUCUGAUGAAUAUUCACAUCUGAUAGAUCAUAACUUAAAAUCGUUCGUUUUGUUGAAAAACCUUUCAUUACAUUGACGAAUGAAGACUACGCAUAUUGUACAUUUACUUUUUGAAAUAAUUUUUACAUUCUCAGAAACAAAAACUUGGUUAUAAAAUAUUUUGAGAUUUCCAAGUAACUUCAUCACAAUCCCCCGUACAGUUGAUUUAUGCAUCUUUCUUUUGCUUACGUUUCUCGCUUGUGAUCCAUCUUUUAGCACUGUCGUGACUCCUUCUAGCUCAACCAUCUUAUGAUCACAUAACCUCUGCAUAGAAAGCCCUUCUCCCUCGUUGCUGCCGCAAUCUCCGUUGCUCCCUAUUAUGUGGCUGUUAUCAUCAAAUAUGUCGAGAUCUUUGACCCUAAUUAAGCUCACGAAAUUGACCCGUUUUGUUCUCUCGAGUCUUGUACUCCCAGUAAGAGUACUUGAGCUUGUUCAAGUUGAGGAAUAGAGCAAAUAUUUAUUCAUGCUUAAGUGAUAACGAUGUCAGCAAUACGUAUUAAAUACUCUGUCCUCCAAAAUCUUCUUUCAGGCUUCAGGAGGUUUAGACUUCUUGAUUUCGGCCCACGAGUUGUCCAAAAACGCCACUUUAUGCGACCCAAGUUUUUAAAAAGAGUUGAUUGGUUUAGCACUUUAGUAUUCGAACUAUAUACCUACCUAAAUAGAGGAAACGGAAAUUUUCCCAAAUCUACUAGGAUUUAGUUUAGGAAUUAAUUAUCUAUCAUAAUAACUGUAACCGAUAUAUUACUAUAUUCUAAUAAACGUUACAUGUAUAUCGCGAGUCUGUAUAAAGCUCCACGACCUUCUCGUCUAACCCAAUUCACAAACCGCUAAAAUAAUGGCACUAGUCCGAAAACUUACUGCCUCGUCCUCUUCUGCUGCUCACGAUGGUAUCAAUCCAGGGAAGAUCAAAGUGCAGAUGAUCCGUGUAUGGAAGGGUGAUAAGAAUGAAUCAGGCAACUCGGUCGAUAUGGUUUUACUUGAUUCAUCGGGGACAAAUAUUCAUGCAACUAUAGGUGAAGCUUAUUCAAAAUGGAUUCAAGAUAUUGGUGGUGCAACGAUCAACGAGUCAAAUAGAGAAAAUAUUGAAAUUGAUGUUCUUGAAGAUUUGAUGAUAGCUGACUGCAAGGAUCCUAUCAAAACUUUAGUGAAGAAAAUUUAUGGAGAAUCUUUUCCAGAGUCCUAUAAUCCUGGGUUUUUUCAGGGGAAAGCUAUUUUGUGUUCUACAAAUGAAGAUGUGAACCAGAUUAAUGAUUAUAUGCUUUCGCAGAUAUCGGGUGAAGAAACGGUGUGUCUGAGCGCUGACAGUAUUUCUCCAUUGAAUUCACACCCGAGUGACUACAUGCGAUACCCUCCAGAACUUUUGAAUAGCAUCAAAGCCCCUGGAUUGCCUAACCAUUGUUUGAGAUUGAAGGUUGGUGUUCCUGUCAUCUUACUACAGGACAUUAUGCCUAACCAUGGACUAUGUAAUGGGACAAGACUUCAGAUUACACGACUGGGUGGUUUUGCGCUUGGGGCUAGAAUUUUAACAGGUGCUAGGAUUGGGGAGGAAGUCAUUAUCCCAAGGAUACCUACACAUCCAACAGACGAAAAUUUUCCCAUCAAAAUGCAGCGUAAGCAGUUUCCUUUGGCAGUUUCUUUUGCAAUGACUAUAAACAAAAAUGAAGGUCAGCCACUUUCCAAGAUUGGUAUCUAUCAACCAAGACGAGUGUUACCUCAUGGACCUAUGUAUGUUGCUGUAUCCAAAGGGAAGACUAGAGAUGGUUUGAAAGUUCUUAUCACAAAUAAAGAUGGGAAACCUAAUGAAGAAACCUCAGAUGUUGUGUUCAAGGAGGUAGGUGUUUCAGAAGAUUGAGUCAAGAGGUGUUGGACUAUUGUUUACUCUUUAUCUAUUUCAGGGGCAAACUGGUUGUUUUUACGUCAUUUUGAUUUUCAUGGUUUUUCUUAUGAUUUGAUGUUUCAGACUACUAUGUUUUCAUUUUGGUCUAUUAUCAUUUGUUUUUGCGUCAAGGCUGUUUCUAAAAACAGCAUCAGACUUUGUUCUA
This is a messenger RNA of Brassica napus (rape), 2518 nucleotides long. RefSeq lists its product as uncharacterized. The transcript has 3 exons. Lineage: Eukaryota; Viridiplantae; Streptophyta; Magnoliopsida; Brassicales; Brassicaceae. The record is from RefSeq and is a predicted model, not a curated record. The coding region runs from base 1312 to 2328 and encodes 338 amino acids.